GAGAAGAAGCGGGAGAAGGCGAGCCGGCGUGCGGAGCUGCAGGAUGGCUGUGGAGAGCGCCCGCGACUGCGCCGUGGCUUUGGUCAGGUCUUUGGUGUCUGUGGGAGCAUCUCUAGGGUCUGUUACAAAGCAGACCCUAUCUGCUGCCCUUCCGCCUGCAGCUCGGCCCUUCCGGGUCUGUAACCAUAACAGAAGCAGCCGCAGAGGAGUUGUUGCAAGCAGCCUACAGGAGCUUAUUAGCAAGACCCUGGAUGCCUUAAUGAUUACUGCUGGAUUGGUAGCACUAGUUUUGGAGGAAGAUGGCACAGUGGUGGACACAGAAGACUUCUUCCAGUCGCUGGGAGACAACACACACUUCAUGCUUCUGGAGAAAGGACAGAAAUGGAAGCCCGGGCCAAACUAUGACAUCACAACUAUACUGAAGCCCAAGAAAAUGGGAGUAGCAAACAUUACCUUGGAUUUGUACAAGCUGAAUCCGAAAGACUUCAUUGGAUGUCUAAAUAUCAAAGCUACCUUCUACGAAAUUUACUCUGUGUCCUAUGACAUCAAAUGCAUGGGAGCGAAGAGUAUACUGCGGAAGAUUCUCCGACUUCUGUCUCACACUGCACAAGUAACAGGACAGCUUCUUCUCUGCACGGGAACAUAUGUGCUACAGUUAAUGGGUGACUGUGAGGAUGAUCUGAUUAAAAAUAUGAAGCACUAAAAUGAGCACAAGAGCCUUAAAUAGUAGUUUUCCAGCUGACCCACUUCAAGCAUUCUUCUUGGAACAUUUUAAAAACAAUAUUGAUCCUGUGUUUAAUUGUCUCAAAUUGAGCUUCACACUUGACUGAUCAAAAUGUAACUGAACAGCCUUUCUCUUUAACUUUUAGGUUUUUAGUUGUAAGAUAAUGAUGUGAGAACUGUAAAUAUGAUCGGAGUCUUUUUAAUGCAGUGAGAGGUAGAGGAGCUUUUGUGCCGUACCUCCAAAAUGAAGAGAUCUAGCAGUAGCAAGGAGACAAUCACUGAUGUUUGUCAAGUGACAUCACUAACUGCCACGUCCUGUUUGACAGCCAUGUUGUGCAUUCUGAAUGGGCUUUUUGUGGCUUUUGUGGAAGC
Molecule: messenger RNA, 1095 nt
Organism: Gekko japonicus
Lineage: Eukaryota; Metazoa; Chordata; Lepidosauria; Squamata; Gekkonidae
Gene: CIDEA
Product: cell death-inducing DFFA-like effector a
Exons: 5
Coding region: 44-703 (219 amino acids)
Biological process (GO): lipid storage; regulation of apoptotic process; apoptotic process
Cellular component (GO): lipid droplet
Source: RefSeq, a predicted model, not a curated record